This is a messenger RNA of Mycena indigotica, 1410 nucleotides long. Its product is annotated as Protein kinase domain-containing protein. The record is from RefSeq and is a predicted model, not a curated record. Gene Ontology annotation, molecular function: ATP binding; protein serine/threonine kinase activity. Gene Ontology annotation, cellular component: nucleus; cytoplasm. Gene Ontology annotation, biological process: protein phosphorylation; intracellular signal transduction. The coding region runs from base 112 to 1410 and encodes 432 amino acids. The transcript has 12 exons. Lineage: Eukaryota; Fungi; Basidiomycota; Agaricomycetes; Agaricales; Mycenaceae.
CGAAUUCAGGGCAACGGGUUUUUGCUUUCAGCCUCCUCUCAUCCUAACAUCCGACCACCAAUCCUCUCUCUUCGAGGUUGGACUAUAAUCGAAAGAGGAUCAGCAAUUAUCAUGCAACGCCACACCUUUUCAGCGUUGAACUCGACCUUCGUGGUGGAUGCAGACUAUCAGUUUGUCAAGGAAUUAGGGCAAGGUGCUUAUGGAUGCGUCGUUGCUGCAAGACAUCGUCGUUCUGGUGAAGGAUGUGCCAUCAAGAAGAUCACAAACAUUAACACCAAGCGUAUUCUUACUAAACGUUGCUUGAGAGAGAUUCGCCUGCUUCACCAUUUCCGUGGACACAAGAACAUCACAUGCUUGUACGAUAUGGACAUCGUUUUGCAGCCGACUGGAAACUUUGACGAGGUCUACCUUUAUGAAGAACUUAUGGAGGCCGACCUCCAUGCGAUUAUUCGCUCAGGGCAACCUUUGACAGACGCGCACUUCCAAUCAUUCCUCUAUCAGACUCUGUGUGGUCUCAAGUACAUUCAUAGUGCCAACGUCUUGCAUCGUGACCUUAAGCCUGGCAAUCUUCUGGUCAAUGCCGACUGCGAGCUCAAAGUCUGCGACUUUGGUCUUGCCAGAGGCUACACUCCGGGCGGAGGCACGUCCAAGGCUGCUGGCAAUCAAGGCUUCAUGACAGAAUAUGUCGCGACACGUUGGUAUCGUGCCCCCGAAAUCAUGCUCAGCUUCGCCAAUUAUACCACUGCCAUCGACGUUUGGUCCGUUGGGUGCAUUCUUGCAGAACUUCUAGGCGGAAAGCCGAUUUUCAAAGGCCGAGACUACGUUGAUCAGCUCAAUCAAAUUCUUCAUUACCUCGGCACUCCCUCGGAAGAUACCCUUCGCCGGGUCGGUUCGCCGCGAGCUCAAGAUUACAUUCGCUCACUGCCAAUCAAGCCACGGGUCCCGUUUUCUACCCUCUACCCUCAUGCCAAUCCUUUGGCAAUCGAUCUGCUCUCCCAGAUGCUCUGCUUCGAUCCAGCUAAGCGUAUUAGUUGCGAACAGGCCCUUGCACACCCAUACCUCCAAGUUUGGCACGACCCUGCCGAUGAACCGGUUUGUGAAUCCAAAUUCGACUUUGCUUUCGAAGAGGAAGACAGCAUAGAAGGCAUGAAAAAACUCAUCGUCGAAGAAGUCAACUCUUUCCGUGCCGAAGUUCGCCAUCAAGCCCGGGCGGCUGGCCAGGUUCGGCGUCAAGAUAGUCUUCCUAUCCCAUCCCGCGACGAAAUCAUCAACUCGCCUGUCCAAGAAAACAGCUAUCCAACCUCAUCAUUCACUGAUCCCAGCGCGCCCCGUCCACCCAGUCCGACUAUGGACGACCCCAGCGAAGAACUCGAGAGGGAGCUUGCUGGAACGCAUCUUGCUCGGAAGUGA